Molecule: messenger RNA, 387 nt
Organism: Dracunculus medinensis (Guinea worm)
Lineage: Eukaryota; Metazoa; Nematoda; Chromadorea; Rhabditida; Dracunculidae
Source: the annotation of a GenBank genome assembly
AUGCAGAUUUUCGUGAAAACAUUGACUGGUAAGACAAUAACACUUGAAGUUGAAGCAUCGGAUACUAUUGAGAAUGUCAAGGCAAAGAUUCAGGACAAGGAAGGAAUUCCACCCGACCAGCAGCGUUUGAUUUUCGCUGGAAAACAACUGGAAGAUGGUCGUACAUUGUCUGAUUAUAAUAUCCAAAAAGAAUCAACCCUUCAUUUGGUUCUUCGUUUGCGAGGUGGAAUUAUUGAACCAUCACUCCGUAUGUUAGCUCAAAAGUACAAUUGCGACAAGCAAAUUUGUCGUAAGUGCUAUGCACGCCUUCCGCCUCGUGCUACAAAUUGUCGUAAAAAAAAAUGUGGCCAUUCAAACGAUUUACGACCAAAGAAAAAGCUGAAGUAA